CAGGAAACUGCUCUGUGACCUACCGGAAGUGAUUUCGAAGCAAGCAGUUGUCCCGAAUAAAACCGUGCGGGGUCUGCGAAGGUAGCCCGUCGACACCCGCGGGCUCAGGCAGGCCAGGGAUCUUUGAGAAAGAGAUAGCAGCCAAGAACAAACCAGUUGAUAAGGUACAAUGGAUGGAGAAGAGAAAACAUAUGGUGGGUGUGAAGGCCCUGAUGCCAUGUAUGUGAAAUUAAUAUCCUCUGAUGGCCAUGAGUUCAUCGUUAAACGAGAGCAUGCGCUCACAUCAGGAACAAUAAAAGCAAUGUUGAGUGGUCCAGGGCAGUUUGCUGAAAAUGAAACAAAUGAAGUGAAUUUUAGAGAGAUUCCUUCCCAUGUCCUAUCCAAAGUGUGCAUGUAUUUUACCUACAAGGUUCGCUACACAAACAGCUCCACAGAGAUUCCUGAAUUUCCAAUUGCACCUGAAAUUGCACUGGAAUUACUGAUGGCUGCAAACUUCUUAGAUUGUUAAAUAAAAUAAAUUAUAAUAAAAAUGUAAACUUUCCCCCAGUAUUUAAUCCAUGUAUUUUGGGUAGUAAUGUUUUCAUGGAGCACGUUCUGUAUGUUUGAUUAAGGAGUGUAAUAGUCACUGUGUAGAGGCUGCUGCUUCCAGUGGUUUUGCAUAGGAAUCAUUCAUGCUCAGAUUUUGUUUUGCUGCUUACACAAAUGAUGGACUUCUUGCCAACUGACAAUAAACAAAACAUGCCACUUAGUAGA
Messenger RNA from Pogona vitticeps (central bearded dragon), 753 nucleotides. RefSeq names its product elongin C (gene ELOC). The record is from RefSeq and is a predicted model, not a curated record. NCBI's taxonomy places the organism in Eukaryota, Metazoa, Chordata, Lepidosauria, Squamata, Agamidae. Gene Ontology annotation, biological process: ubiquitin-dependent protein catabolic process.